Molecule: messenger RNA, 210 nt
Organism: Didymosphaeria variabile
Lineage: Eukaryota; Fungi; Ascomycota; Dothideomycetes; Pleosporales; Didymosphaeriaceae
Exons: 2
Coding region: 1-210 (69 amino acids)
Source: RefSeq, a predicted model, not a curated record
AUGUCUCUCUGGCAGUGGUACAGGAGCAUCCCGCCCAGGACGCGCAUGCUUGUAGGCGUUGGCGUCAUGAGUUACGCCGCUGCGGCCAUGUUCAUUACCGACAGAGUCGAAGAAAAACUCGGUUUCGUACCUACCGAGAAGGACAAAGAAGAUCUUCAAAAAGCGAUACCCAAGAUUACGGUGGUGGAUAGACCGAACAAGGAUUUGUAG